This is a messenger RNA of Plodia interpunctella (Indianmeal moth), 1769 nucleotides long. RefSeq names its product squid (gene sqd). Bases 97 to 1077 code for a protein of 326 amino acids. The transcript has 8 exons. The record is from RefSeq and is a predicted model, not a curated record. Gene Ontology annotation, molecular function: RNA binding. Gene Ontology annotation, cellular component: nucleoplasm; chromatin. Gene Ontology annotation, biological process: regulation of gene expression. Lineage: Eukaryota; Metazoa; Arthropoda; Insecta; Lepidoptera; Pyralidae.
UUCCCGUCUUCCUUCUUCAUUUGGCAUUCGGAGUUGAAGGUCGCGUGUAGACCUUAGUUUUUAGUUUGUAAAUUAAUUUAGCCUAAAACUUAAGUCAUGGCCAAUAACGAUAAUUUCGCGCAAGACGUGACCGAAAAUCAACUAAAUGGAAAUGCUGAGAACGGUGGAGGAGAUUCACAACAGGAUAAUAACAGUGCCGAAGCCCCCGGACGCGAUGACGACAGAAAACUCUUUGUUGGCGGCCUGAGCUGGGAGACUACAGAUAAGGAGCUCCGUGAUCACUUCAUCACAUAUGGAGAUAUUGAGAGCAUCAAUGUCAAGACUGAUCCCAACACGGGCAGGUCAAGGGGAUUUGCCUUCAUCGUAUUCAAAGCACCAGACUCCAUUGACAAAGUCAUGGCUGCAGGAGAACACACAAUCAACAACAAGAAAGUGGACCCCAAAAAGGCUAAAGCAAGACAUGGAAAAAUCUUUGUUGGAGGUCUGAGCAGUGAAAUCUCAGAUGAUGAAAUCAAGAACUUCUUCAGUAAUUUUGGAACAAUCAUUGAAGUCGAAAUGCCUUUUGACAAAACAAAGAAUCAAAGGAAAGGCUUCUGCUUCAUCACAUUCGAGUCCGAACAAGUGGUGAAUGAACUCCUCAAAACGCCCAAACAGACGAUAGCCGGAAAAGAGGUUGACGUGAAGAGGGCGACGCCGAAGCCAGAAGGUCCAGGAGGCAUGGGCGGGCGCGGCGGGCGCGGAGGACGCGGCGGGCGCGGAGGCCGAGGCGGCCGCGGCGGCUACGGCGGCCAGGGCGCCUGGGGCAGCCAGGGCUACGGCGGCUACGGCUACGGCCAGGGCGGCUAUGGCGGCGGCUAUGACGGCUACGGAUAUGGGGGCUACGGCUACGACGGCUACGGGGGAUACGGCGGAUACGAUUACUCCGGCUACCCUAAUUACGACUACGGCGGGUACGGAGGGUACGAGGGCGGGUACGGCGCGCGCACCACUCCACGCGGGAAAGCGGGCUACCAGGGCGGCAAGCAGCGCGGGAGCGGCGGCGGCGGCCGCGCCAACCAGAGGCACCAGCCCUACUAGAUUCGUACCUGCCGAUAGUCAUCUCAGUCCAAUAGUAAGGUUAAGUCAUCGGUCAUGAGUGUCCCCUGCGCCUCUCGUUCGCCGCGCCGGGGGCACGUCAUUCCAUUCCACAAUAUUAAUUUAAGGAAUUAAUCUGUUUAAGAAAAUGUUUUAAGGAUAAAAUAUUGUCGCCGGAAGCGGCCGCACCCGGUGGCCGCUUCCUAAAUUUAUUAUAAUAUAGUAUGGAUUAAUAGAUUCAUUCGAGUAUUAUUGCUGAUAACGAUUAGAUUGAAUUUGACCUUUAUACAGAUAAAUAUUUUAGUAAUUCAGUCAGAGCUUAAAUCUCGCGUAAGGGAAAAGUCGCCGAUCGGAGCGUUAUGGCGUGGCGUGGCUUGUGAGCGCGAGUGUGCUAGCGCAGUGCUGCGGCUGCUGAGUGACGGCCACCCGGCACCACCGGCUGGCGAGCGAACGCCCGGCAAUAGUGUUCUGGAUCUCAAGCAAAAUGUUGUAGUUUUAUAUAAUUAUUUGGUUAAUUUAACAAGAAAUCUGAAUCAUGUAUUUUGUACGAGCUAAGUGUUUCUUCCAUUGAGUAGGGAUGAAAUUGAACUCCUAGGAUUAAGUGAUUGGACAUGAACAAAACUUCUGAAGAUAUACGAUUUGUAUGUCGCAAUAAAAUGUGUAAAUAAAUAUUCGACUUUUUGUCUGUGUUGUCA